This is a messenger RNA of Saccoglossus kowalevskii, 1990 nucleotides long. RefSeq names its product bifunctional arginine demethylase and lysyl-hydroxylase JMJD6-like. Gene Ontology annotation, biological process: phagocytosis. Gene Ontology annotation, cellular component: nucleus; cytoplasm. The record is from RefSeq and is a predicted model, not a curated record. Gene Ontology annotation, molecular function: P-TEFb complex binding; histone H4R3 demethylase activity. NCBI's taxonomy places the organism in Eukaryota, Metazoa, Hemichordata, Enteropneusta, Harrimaniidae.
AUUUUAUUUCUUUCUCAAAGUGUGAAUUUGUCACGUUUCCUUCUUUUCGUAAUUAAGUCGACUAGGUACGAGAUUUAACAACAACAAAACUAAUUAAUCCAAUUUGGUUACAAUCUAAGACGACCAGAGGUUUGCUGUGAAUCCACAGGAUGGAUCGUCGAACUCGUAAGAGAGUGAGAGAAGCGAAAAAGGCUGCCCGUCCAGAACUUAAAGACAAGUAUGACUGGUAUAAGCUGAAUUAUUAUAAGGUAUUUGAUUUGUCCUGUGAUUCUGUGCCAGAUAAAGUGGAGAGAGUUGACGCAACCAAGACUACAAAAGAAGAAUUUAUUGAACAAUAUGAAAGACAUUUUAAACCUGCAGUGAUAGUGAACAAUCAGUUGGAUUGGAGGGCGACAAGAAAAUGGACACCGGAGAAACUUGCCAGAAAAUACCGCAAUCAGAAGUUCAAGUGUGGAGAAGACAACGACGGUUAUUCCGUCAAAUUAAAAAUGAAAUAUUACGUAGAUUAUAUGCAAAAUAAUAAAGAUGAUAGUCCUUUGUACAUAUUUGAUAGCAGCUAUGGAGAGCAUACAAAACGAAGAAGACUUUUAAAAGAUUAUACAUUACCAAACUAUUUCCAGGAUGAUUUAUUUAAAUAUGCAGGAGAAGCCAAAAGGCCACCAUACAGAUGGUUUGUUAUGGGGCCUGAACGAUCUGGUACUGGCAUACACAUAGACCCCCUGGGUACAAGUGCUUGGAAUGCCCUUGUGGUGGGCCACAAAAGGUGGUGCAUGUUUCCAACACAUACUCCAAAAGAAUUGAUCAAACUCCGUCCAGGAGAAGGUGGUCAACAGCGAGACGAAGCAGUUAUGUGGUUUAAAAAAGUCUAUCCAAGAACUCAGCUGCCUUCAUGGCCAAAAGAUUGCCAGCCGUUGGAGAUUCUUCAAAAGCCAGGUGAGACUGUUUUUGUUCCUGGUGGUUGGUGGCAUGUGGUCAUUAACUUGGACACAACAAUUGCAGUGACUCAAAAUUUUAGCAGUGUGACUAACUUUCCUAUCGUGUGGCAUAAAACUGUGCGAGGACGACCAAAGUUAGCUAAGAGAUGGUAUGCUGCCCUCAAGAAACAUCGCCCUGAACUAGCUGCCAUUGCUGACAGUGUUGAUCUCAGUAAGCCAACAGAUUUAGCAUCAGAUAGCUCAAGUUCAAGUUCUAGUAGUAGCAGUGACAGUGACUGCUCAACGUGCUGCUCCUCUGACGACUCGGACAGUGAUGUGAAUGAUACAAGGCGAGAAAGUGACAAAAGAACUAAAAGACGAAAAAUCUCUUCAGAUCAUGAAAUGGAACAAGAGAGACAAAGAAGCUUGUCUUCAACUCCAAAGAAUUGUAGAUGACAUAAUAACGCAGGCUUUAUGCAGUAACUACUUACUAACACAUUGUGAUCUUGCCAAUAAUUAAUGUUGAAAUGACAUGAGGAGAACCAAUCAUAAGACCAUUGUAGGUAUGACUAGGUUUGCUGGUAGAAUGUAUGGACAUACAGCAUAUCUUGAUGGUAAUUACUAUAUGCAGUAGAAGGGGAAAACAAUUCCUUGUAGGGGAUUCAACUUAGCAAGGGAUUAUGAAUAAGGAAGUUGAAUGGCUAGAAGGACAUUGAACAGCUAGAAAGGGUAAUGGAUGGCUAGACAUGACAAUUAGUGGUUAGAAGUUGAUAGCUAGAAUGCUGUUGAUAACCAAAACUACUAGUUCUAAUUUCAACAAUCUGUCUGCAACAACUGGUCACGAUAUGUAUAUCAGUAAUGCAGUUGCUCACUGGACAUCAGCAAUUUGCUGGUAUUUUUUGGAAAAUGUCUUAAAAAAUAGAAAUGUCAAAUGAAGAAAUGAAGCUAGUUGCCAUUGUAGACAAAAUGUCCUAAGCUAAUUUUGAGAGAACCGAUAUAUCUAUACCCGGUAUCCAUAUUUAGCCAGAGGCUCUGUUAUAACAGUCUAAGGAUAUAGAGGGCGCUCUACAAACAUG